Messenger RNA from Perca fluviatilis (European perch), 3235 nucleotides. RefSeq names its product HDGF like 2 (gene hdgfl2). Bases 176 to 2182 code for a protein of 668 amino acids. Gene Ontology annotation, molecular function: transcription coregulator activity; double-stranded DNA binding. The transcript is spliced from 17 exons. Gene Ontology annotation, biological process: regulation of transcription by RNA polymerase II. NCBI's taxonomy places the organism in Eukaryota, Metazoa, Chordata, Actinopteri, Perciformes, Percidae. The record is from RefSeq and is a predicted model, not a curated record. Gene Ontology annotation, cellular component: nucleus.
CUAUCUUCCCUCCGCCGUCUCUUCUCGCGGUAACGUUAGUGUACUGUUAGCUUGCUAGCUAACCCCAUCGUUUCCAGGUUUCGUGUCGACCUGAAAAAAAGCAAACGAAGAGAGACACAGAAAGGCUACGCAGCCGAAUACCUUUUAAACGCAGGCUGCAUUGAGGAGCGGGACAAUGCCACACAACUUCCAGCCCGGAGAUCUGGUCUUCGCUAAAAUGAAGGGGUACCCCCACUGGCCAGCCAGGAUUGAAGAUGUGGCUGAUGGGGCAGUGAAACCACCUCCUAAUAAAAUCCCAAUUUUCUUCUUUGGGACACAUGAAACAGCAUUCCUUGCAGCUAAGGAUCUUUUUGCUUAUGAAAAGUACAGCGAACGCUAUGGAAAGCCUAACAAAAGGAAGGGGUUCAAUGAAGGUUUAUGGGAGAUCCAGAACAAUCCACAUGCCUCCUACAGUGCCCCGCCUGUAUUCACACUAGGGCGUCCUGAUGCCCAGCAGUUUAAGCCAGCCAGCUCGUCUGACAGCGAGGUCAACAAUGCCGGAGGAGGGAGCGAUGACGAUGACGAUGAGGAAGAGGCCCCGGUUCCUCAGAAAGUAGAGUCGGCAAGUGAGGUUGACUCUGAUUCUGGGAGUGAAGACCAAGGAAAGGGAGGAGGAGUGAAGCGAAAGCCACCACCUGUGAAGCGGCCUCCCCCUCCAAAAAAGGCUCGCGGCUCAUCCAGUGACCGAGAUGAAGGGGAGAGUGGAUCCCCCUCUGAUUCAGAACCCACACCUUCAGAGUCUGAGUCCGGCAAGAACAGUGACCAGGAUUUUACUCCAGAGAAGAAGUCUGGUGGACGAGGUGGAAAGAAAGCAGGAGGAAGAGGGAAGAAAAAGAAGGCUACGUCUGCAUCGGACUCCGACUCGGGAUCAGGGUCAGAGAAGAAAGCAGUUGACAGCGACUCGGAGGACCAGAAGCCUCGGCCAGCUUUGUCUGGCUCUGAAUCCCGAUCUGGCUCAAAGUCUGACUCCGACUCAGAUCCACCUCCCCGGAAGGGCCCACAGGCACGCAAGAAAGAGAAGCCCCCACCAAAGCCUCGUGCACGGAAACCCAAACCCGCCCCGGCAAAACGAGCACCUUCAUCCUCUUCGGACAGCGAUAGUGACAGCGACACUGACCGCAUCAGUGAUUGGAAGAAACGAGAUGAGGAACGCAGACGAGAGCUUGAGGAGCGCCGGAAAAAGGAGGAGGCAGAGGAGCUCCGCAGGCUACGUGAGCGAGAGAAGGAGGAAGAUGAGCAAAAGAAAAAAGACAAAGAUAAGGCUAAAAAAGGGAGCGACAGUGACAGCAGCAGCUCAGACGGAGGUGUAGAUGAUCACCCAUUGAAGAAGUCCAAGAAACCCCCUCCACCCCCAAUCCCUGCACCCUCUGACUCUGAUUCUCCAACUGAGGCUAAGAAGUCAUCCAAGAAGCCUGACAACCAGAAGAAGGCAAGAAUAAAGAAAGAGAAGGAGAGAAAAGAGAGAAAGGAGAAAGAGCUGAAAGAGAAGAAAGCCAGACGGUCAGAAGAGAAGUCCAGAGCAAGGUCCAAGCCUGAAAAACCCAGACGCAAACCAGAGAGGCCGCCAGAAAAGAAAGUGGAAAAAAAGAAGGAGCCAUCGCCAGAAGAAAAGCUACAGAAACUCCACACUGAUAUCAAGUUUGCACUGAAAGUGGACAACCCAGACAUAGACCGGUGUCUACAAGCCCUGGAUGAACUUGCAGCAGUGCCUGUCACCAGCCAGAUCCUCCAUAAGAACGCUGAAGUUAUUGCAACACUAAAAAAGAUCCGGCGGUACAAAGCCAGCAAUGCAGUCAUGGAAAAAGCUAGUGAGGUCUACAACAAGUUAAAACUUCGCUUUGUGGGAAAGCCAGACGUGGCAGCUAAACCUCAAACAGAGGACAAGGAACCAGAAGAUGAUGAGAAGAAGACACAAAACACAGACUCCACUCCAGUGAAUGGGGAAUCGGAACAGAAAAAAGAUAAUAUGGAGGUGGAAGAAAAUCCAAAAUCUCCUGCCCAUGAGGAGAAUAAUGAUGAUGAUACCGCUUCAAGUCCAAUCAGACGGAGCCCAGACAGCCCUGCUGAACAACAGCUUCACUCAUAUGAAGGAGCAGACAACUCCAUCUCCGCAGAGACGGAACCACCUGCUGUAGAAAGCUGAAAGACCCUUAACCACCACUGUAGUGGACCAAGUGCUAAAGAUGGUGGCCUCUUUGUUUGGCGUCAUACAGUGCUCCAACAUUGCAACACAUACCCAGCAUUUCCUACAGUAUCUGUUACGUCAAUGUUGAUGUUUUGGACAUUUUGUACUACAAUGAUAUCAAACCAGAAGGCCCUGUUGCUCAAACCAGUUGGUCCAUUAUUUAUCACAGCAAAAAGGAAAGCUUAUUAGUGUGAUAGUUUGUGGCGCUGCGCCAACUCCUUUUACUUCUGAAAAUGUACUUUUUCUUUUAUACAACACUCAGCCCGUCCUGGAUCUUCACCCUUUACUUCUGCUACUGGCUACUUUGUUCUUUCUACCACAUGAACUCUUACUUUGGUCUUUCAUACCGUAUGUAUAUUGAAUGAUUACAUUUUUAGCACUUCUAACCUUAAAUUAGGCUGGGGUAGUAUGAGAUGAAACUUCAAUGAUUCUCUAGGGAAAAUGGAGCCAUGCCGUUAAUUUUUUCGCUAGGAAGAUUUGGUGCAGCCCUAACAUCUGUUGGCUUCAUUUUUUUUUUUUAUAAAGCCUACAAAACAUCAAAAAGGCCUCUUGUCUGUGUGUAUGACAUUGUGAGAGUGGUAAAGUACUAUUGUGAGUCUUUUAUGUUAAGUAUUUUUUUAAAUUAUCUGGUCUUGAUCCAGUUAAUCCAGUCUGAAAUGUAAAGCCAUUAAUUGAGUCCCUUAAAACUGUUUUACAACUGAGGUCAACCUACUUUUUUAUAGCCUUGUUUGCAAAUAUUUGCAUUUACAGUUUUGUCUAAAACAAUAAUUGCUGUGGAGUUAAACACCUUGCACUCUCGUCUCCCCAUAGUGUCUGCUUUCAGUAACUUGCGUAAUACAUGGAAUAGAUGUACAGAUUGAAAACUGCCCUUAAAAGCUAUUGAGAUCUCAUGUAGCUGCAGCCUAUUUUGACAUUUUCCUGUCAUGCAUACAACAGGUGUUUUUAGUGCUAUGUAAAUUGGUAAAGCAUUUCUAUCACUUAGUUGAGACUUGAAUAAAAAUCUCAGCAUGG